Mobula hypostoma (lesser devil ray) is the source of this 9128-nucleotide messenger RNA. RefSeq names its product ankyrin repeat and SOCS box containing 4 (gene asb4). The transcript is spliced from 5 exons. Gene Ontology annotation, molecular function: protein binding. The record is from RefSeq and is a predicted model, not a curated record. Gene Ontology annotation, biological process: intracellular signal transduction. Bases 213 to 1484 code for a protein of 423 amino acids. Lineage: Eukaryota; Metazoa; Chordata; Chondrichthyes; Myliobatiformes; Myliobatidae.
ACCAGAUGAGGACAAGGUUAGAAAAUAUGAAAAAGCUUGUGAAUCUACGAUAACAUUUAUAAAAGUCAGACUAUAAAUAGAAGUGCCCACAUGAUUGACUCAUAAAAUUACACUCGUUGUGCAGAAAUGCCAAAGUGUUUGUGUUGCUAGUGUAUUGCAAGCCCAAUUUAUUUAGCAUUACCAUAAGCAGCUAGACCUGCUUUGCUUUGAAAAUGGAAAAAAAAUGUUCUCGUGCCAACGAUGCCAAAACACUCAAAGCAACAUUUUUUCAGGCCUUAUUGAAUAAUGAUUAUACAAAUUUGAAGGAGAUCUUGAGGCAGAAGAAGAUAGAUGUCGAUACUGUUUUUGAAGUGGAAGAUGAAGACAUGGUUCUGGCAUCUUAUAAACAAGGUUACUGGCUGCCAAGUUAUAAACUAGGGACAUCCUGGGCAGCCGGGUUGCACUUAGCAGUGAUGCUCGGUAACCUGGAGAGUAUCACAGUGUUACUAAAUAAUGAUGCUGGCAUAGACUAUCAACCAAAUGGGAAAACGCCUUUACACGUUGCCUGUGAGGUGAACAACAGGGACUGUGUUAGUAUGCUAUUACACCAUGGAGCUAAAGUAAACUCAUACUCAAUGAGUGGACAUACGCCGUUACAUUUGUGUAAAACCAAGACAUCAAUCUCGUGUGCAAAACUGCUGAUCUGGAAUGGCGCGAAGUUAAAUGCACAGGCUGAAAAUGAUUACAAAGAAACACCAUUGCACACAGCUGUACGAUUUGGUGUACCUGAACUUGUGGCCCUUUAUGUUGACCACGGAGCCGAUGUUAACAGUGUCAACAUCUAUGCGGAAACCCCACUCAUUACAGCUAUUUACUGGGCACUAGACAUGAAAGAACAGAAAUACAGCGAGAACCACCAUCUGAUCUGUAGAAUGCUAAUUGACUACGGAGCUUCUGUCAAUGCACAAGAACGGGAUUAUAAAACUCCACUUCAUAAAGCUGCAUGGAAUUGCGACCACUUACUUAUACAGAUGUUGUUAGAAUCAGGUGCUUUUGUUCGGUCAAUGGACGUUAAUGGCUGCGCCCCCCUGCAGUACCUGUUGAAGGUCACGGCAGUGCGACCCGCAGCAAAACCGGAAGUUUGCUACCAACUGUUACUGAACCAUGGAGCUGCAAGGAUUUAUCCGCCGCACUUUCACAAGGUUCUACAGUCAUGCUGUACCUGUCCAAAGGCAGUUGAAGUCAUGAUCAAUUCCUAUGAAUCUAUUCAAUCUACAGCAAAAUGGAGAACAGUUAUACCUGAUGAUGUUUUAGAGCGGCACCCAAAGUUUUAUAAAUCUCUGUUUGAUGUCUGUGGAAGAUCUCCUCGCUCUCUGAUGCACCUAGCUAGAUGUUCCAUUCGGAGAGUGUUACGAACAAGGUGUUAUAGUGGUGUGCCAAAACUAAACAUCCCUCAUCGACUUAAACAAUAUAUUCUAUUAGAGCCAGAAGGUGUGAUAUACUGAAUAUACUUUGUUGUGAGUAUAUGAAGACUUUAAAGUAUCAAUGAAGCAUUUAAUCUUCACUAACUCUUCUCAAUUAAAUCAGCAAUUUGCACACGUCUAAUGGCCCAGACUUUGCAAUCAGUGGAAAAAGAAGUGUGUUUGCCAGCUAUUAUGUUUACAGCUAUCCAUAAAAUUUCUCUGGGCUUUUGACCAGAAACUUAAACUAGAGGUCCUUCUCAGCCUGGUGAUUUUUUAAAUAUGAGAUCUCUAACAUGCGUGAGCAGGGAAAGAAGCUGUGUGUUUCUUCAACCAAAUAAAUCUUCACUCAGCCAUGUAGAAGUUGAGAAGUAGAAACUAGGAUGCUUAAUUUACAACUAAAUCAUAUAUAAAAUGCAAUUGAUAGAGGGAGUAAAGAAAUGAAGUGGAAUAAAAUUAUUUCAAUUAUUAGUUUUUUUAAAUUCACCGACAAUAAUUAACUUACUCAGGCUUCUGCACCCUUCUUUUCCAGUUCUGAUGAAAGGUCUUGGCCUGAAAUGUUGGCUAUUUAUUCCUCUCCAUAGAUGCUACCCAACUUGCUGAAUAUACUGUAUAUUGAAUAUUAUGCUUUUCGUUCUCAUUCUGUUACAUUCUGUCAAGUAAGCAUUUGUGUUCCAUUAACAAAAUGAAGUGUUCAUUGAUGUGCAUUUGUCCACCAUCGAUGUCUGCAAUAUAUAAUGAUCUAUUUAUAUUGUUCUUUGCCAUGGCUAUCUAGUAACUUCCUAACAAAGGCAAAUGGCCAAAGGUAACAUUCAAAGAACCUCUGAACCAUCUCCAUGAGGUGGAAGCUCUGAGAUGUUACUUCAAUAUUAUUGAAUCCUUAUAUUCAUUACAGUUGAUAGCUAUCAAUUCAACAUUUUAUAUAAGUUAUCAUUUUCCUGUGCUGCAACCAGGAAUGCAACUUUCAGCCUCUUCUAUUCAAGAUGAUGAGGAGAUUUGUUUUUCAACAAACCACAUCUCGGUCUCUUUCUUUUCCAAUCAGUUUGUCGGCUUGUAUCCUCUCCUGUAAACCUUAUGUUAAUUACUGCCUCCCACAUAACCCCCAUAUCCCAGAGGUUAUUUAGCCUUUUCUUUUGUCUCCUGCAGACUUUGCACUGAAUGACUCUUCAUUCCCUGAGUAAUUUCAGUUCCUUCUUGCUUUGCAAUCGCUCUGAUAUCACAACAUUCCUUAAACUUUCCCUCCAUGUCUUUAACUUUGUUAUCCAAUGUGGCUUCCGCACUCCCAUUUUCAUAAUUGCAGCUGAGGACAUCUCUCCCCACUUCCUUGCAAUCCUCACCACCCACAUUCUUUUUCUAAACCACAGGGGAACCUCAUCUAAAUCAUAAUCACAAGUCUACUUCUAAGUUGUGAACUAUUUGGACACUUUCCACACAAGACAUCUUCAGAAGUCAUUCUUUUGUUCCAUUUAACUACUUCAGACAGUCAUACUGUGUAUUGGAAGGAAGGCAUUCUGCCUUUUGUGUUCAUUUAGACUCUAAACCAGAACAGCUAGUCCCACUCACCACAGUCCUACAGAUUAGUUUCAUUUCAUUUCUUUGUCCAGCUCACUUUAUAAUGUAAUAAUUGAAUCUGCUUCCAACUCUGCCCCAGCACAAUAUUCCACUUGCUUGACAUAUUAAAAAACUACCAUGUCUUCUUAUCAGUAUUCUCUGUCAUCUCAUUUUUGACUUCUCUAUCAAUGGGAACUCUUUAUCUAUUAUGAGUGAAAUCAUAAUGAUUUUAACUUUUUAUAAGCUUUAAGAUUUAAAAAGUGAGUGGAACCUGCUGAGACUUUCAGAUGAGCUUAAGAUAAUUUAUAUUACACAAUUUGCUAAUAAAAGGAAGGUGUAAGCUGAGUGACCAUUGUUGGAAUGGGACAGAGUUAGAGUGUGAAACUGAAGCUUUGGCUCAAAAGAGACUUGGUUGAGGUUUCUGUCCAAUUUCUCCAUAUUUCUUUAUUAGUGCCUAGCUAGAGCAGCAGCGGUGUACUCCUCUUGCAUGUCGUUCCUAGGGAGAUCUAGGAUACCUCCAGUGUACCUGAUUGAUACAUGUACGAGAAGUGCUUUUGGGUGCAGCUCCAGACAGACCAGGUUAGGGAACAGGAGCUGGAGCUGGAUGAUCUAUGGCUUUCGCAGGAGAAUGAGAUGUUGAUAGAUAGGAACGACAUUGCAACAGUCCCACUUAAGUUGCAAGAGGCAGGCAGCUGGGUGAUGGUUAGGAGGGAGAAAGGGAAUAGGCAGGCAGUGCAGAGUAUUCCCCUCAAUAACAAGGAUACUGCUUUGGGUACUCUUGGGGAAUGCUGCAGUGACGAGGACUCUGGCACUGAGCCCGACUCUGUGGGUCAGAAGGGAAGGGGAGAGAAAAAGAGAGCAUUGUUGAUAGGGGAUUCGAUAGCUGGAAUGCAGACAGGAGGCUCCUGAAUGGUAUGUUGUCUCCAGGUGCCAGGGUCAGGGAUGUCUUGGAUCAUGUCCACAGCAUUCUUGUGGGGGGGGGGUGAGUAGCUGAAGUCAUGGUACAUAUUGGUACCAAUGACAUAGGUAGGAAACAAGAUGAAAUCCUGAAGAGUGAAAAUAGAGAACUAGGUAGGAAGAUAAAAAGCAGGACCUCAGGGGUAGUAAUCUCUGGAUUGCUGCUGUGCCAUGCACCAGUGAGGAUGAUUAGGCAGAUGAAUGCAUGGCUGAAGAUUUGGUGCAGGGGGCAGUUUCAGAUUUGAGGAUCAUUGGGAUCUCUUCUAGGUAAGCUAUUACCUGUACAAAAGGGAUGGGUUACAUGUGUACUCAAGGGGGACCAAUGUCCUUGUGGGCUUGAGCUGUUGGGGAGGGCUGAAACUAGGUUGGCAAUAUAUGGAACAGGGAACUACAACACUGUGGCCAUUACAGAGACUUGCCUGUCAUAAAGGCAAGAAUGGCUGCUGGAUGUUCUGGGAUUAGAUGCUUCAAAAGGGACAGAGAAAUGUGAAGGAGGUAAGGGUGGUAUUGCUGAUCAGGAAUAGCAUCACAGCUACAAAAAGGGAGGACAUUCUGAAGGUAUGAAGGACACUAAGUCAGUGUGUGGAAGCCAGAAACCGGAAGGAAGCAAUCACUCUAUUAAGAGUAUUCCAUAAACAUCCCAAUAGCAAGAGCAUUGAGGAGCAGAUUGGGAGGCAGAUUUUGGACAGGUGUGGAAAUAACAGGAUUGGUGUCACCAGUGAGUUUGCUGGUAUUGUAUGGCACCUCCUUAGUGCAAAAGGUUUACAUGGGGCAGAAUUUGUUAGGUGUGUCUAGGACUCAAUAUGUGGGCAGGCAGCAGAGGAGAGGCCGUAAUGAAUCUAGUGCCAGGCAAUGAACCUGGUCAGGUAACAGACCUCCCAGUGAGUGAGCAUUUUAGUCAUUAACCACAGCUCCCUGACCUUCAGAAUAGCCUUCAACAAGGAUAGGAGCAAACAGUAUAAAAAAGUCCCAUGUGAGAGGCUCAGGUGCCUGCCAUUCUGAAUGAAGCUGUAAAUUGGAUUCAACAGUGGAUGGGCCCUAGCAGUUAGAGUUUGGAAGGAGAUGGAUGUACCUCUGACUGGAGGACUGUGAUUAGUGGUGUGCCACUGGAUCAGUGUUGCUUGGCAUCCAUAUUAACGAUAUAGAUGACAAUGAGAUUAACUGGAUCACCAAAUUUGCAGAUGACGUGAAGUUUGGGAGCAUAGUGGACAAUGAAGGUGGCUAUCAAAGCUUGCAGCAGGAUCUGGACCAUCUGGAAAUGUAGACUGGAAAAUGGCCCAUGGGAUUUAAUGCAUUCAAGUGUAACAAGUUGCACUUUGGGAUUUCAAACUAGGACAGGACUGACACAGUAAAUAGUAGGGCAGAGAAAUGAGGUAGGACAAAGGAGUCUGGAAUACAGAUCCAUAGUUCCAUGAAAAUAGCAUCACCAGUAGAUAGGGUCAUAAAGAGAGCAUUGGGCACAUUGACCUUCAUAAGUCAGAGUAUUGAGUGCAGGAGUUAGGAUGUUCUGAGGAAUUUCUAUCUGACAUUGGUGAGACUAAAUUUGGGGUAUUGUGCGCCGUUCCAGUCACCCACCUACAGGAAAAAUAUCAAUAAGAUUGGAAGAGUACAGAGAACAUUUACAAGGAUAUUGCUGAGUAUUGAGGACCUGGGGGUUAUUGGGAAAAGUUAAAUAUUCCCUGGAAUGGAGGAGAGUGAGGGGAAAUUUGACAGAGGUAUACAAAAGUAAGGGGGAAAUAGAUAGGAUAAAUACAGGCAGACUUGUUUCACAGAAGUUGGGUGAGACUAGAAUUGGAAGGUUAGAGAUUAAGGGUGAGAGGGGAAAUAUUUAAGGGAACUUCAGGGGCAGCUUCUUCACUCAGAGGGUGGUGCGAGAGUGAGCUGAUUGGCCGGCGAAGUGGUGGAUGCUACUUUAAUUGCAAAACUUAAGAGAAGUUUGGAUAAGUACAUGGAUGGGAGGUCAAUAGGACUAGGGAGAAUAACAGUCUAGCAUGGACUAGAAGGGCCAAAAGGACUGUUUCUGUGCUAUAAUGCUCUAUGACACUGACUUUAUAAUUGGGAGAGGGUGAAUUAUAAUGCUAUUAGGCAGGAAUCUGGGAGCAUAACUUGGGAACAGAUGUACACAGGGAAAUUUGCAACAGAAAUGUGAAGGUUGUUUCAGGAACACAUGCAUGAACUUCUGGAUAGGUAUAUCCCUUUGAGAAAAAGGAUGAUAGAGUGAAAGAACCAGGAAUGAAAUAGAAGUGGAAUAUCUAGGCAAGGGGAAGAAAAAAAGCACAACUAAGAUUGAGGAAACCAGGAUUACAUAGGUUUCUUGAGGCAACUAGGAAGGUACUUAACAAGGGACUUAGGAUAGGUGGAAAGGGAUUUGAGAACACCUUGGCAGGUAGGAUUAACGAAAACCCUAAGAUGUUCUACAGGUGAAGAAUAGAAGGAUGACUAGAGUGAGGGUAGGAUCGUUUGGGGAUAGAAGAGGAACCACAUGCCUGGAGUUGGAGGAUGCAGGGGACCUUAGUGAAUAGUUCCUUCAGUAUUCACUGGUAAGAGGGAUCUUGAUGAAUAUGAGGACAGCAUAGAAAAAGCUAAUAUGUUGAAACAUUAAGAAAGAGGAUGUACUGGAACUUUUGAAAACAAUUAGCAUAGAUAGGACCUCAGGACUGGAUGGGAUAUACCUCAGGUUGCUAUGGGAAACGAGGGAAGAAAUUGCAGUGCUUUUGCUGGUGAUCUUUGCAUCCUCACUGGCUAUAGGAGUAGUAGCAGAAAAUUGGGGGUGGCAAAUGUUAUGCCUUUGCUCAAGUAAUAGAGAUAAUCCUUGAAAAUUAUAGACAUUGCGUGAGUGGUGGGCAAACUUUUGGAGAGGAGUCUUACAGACAGCACUUACACGAGCAUUUGGAGAAGCAUAGUCUGAUUAGAGAAAGGCAGAGUGGCUUUACGAGAGGCAGGUCCUGCCUCAUGAGCCUUGAAUUCUUUGACGUAGUGUCAAAACAAUUUGAUGUUGUUAAAGCGGUGGAUGCACGAGAAUGUAAUAGGCAGGAGAAUGGGUUCGAGACGGAUAAUAAAUCAGCCAUAAUGGAAUGGUGGGCCGAAUGGCCUAAUUCUGUUCCUAUGCCUUAUGGUCUAUGGAUGCAGUGUAUAUGUAUUUUAGUAAGGUGUUAACAAGGUUCCCCAUUAUAGGCUCAUUCAGAAAGUCAGGGAUGGGAUCUGGAGAAACUUGGCUGUGUAGAUUUGGAACUGGCCUGCCCCUCUGGAAGGCAGAGUGAUAAUAGAUGAAGCAUAUCCUGUCUGAAAGUCUGUCACUACUGGUGUUCACAGGGAUCUGUUCUGAUCUUUGUGAUUUUUAUGAAUGACUUGGAUGAGGGAGUGAAAGGGCAGGUUAGUUAGUUUGCAGAUGACAUGAAGGUUGGUGGUGUUGGAGGUAGUGUAGAAGGUUGUUGUAGGUUACAAUGAGCCAUUGAUAGGAUGCAAAGCUGGGCUGAGAACUGGCAAAUGCUACUUCAUCUGGAGAAGUGUGAAGUAAUACACUUUGAAAGGUCAAACUUGAAGACAGAAUCCAAGGUUAUAGCAGAUUUCUUAGCUGUGUAGAGGUACAGCAGGACCUCGGGGUCUUGUGUAAAAUGAUACAAGGCAUAGACAGACAGAGUGGACAACCAGCAUAUUUCCCAGGGUGGAAAUGGUUAAUGCAAGAGGGUAUACUUUCAAAGUGAUUAGAGGGAGGUGUAGGGGAAUGUCAGAGGUAGAUUUUUUUUUAAAUAAACACAGACCGGUAAAUGUGGAAGCACUUCCAAGGGUGGUGGUAGAAGAGGAUGCAUUAGGGAGAUUUAAGAGAAUCUUAGACAGGAUGAAAGAUAAAUGGAGGGCUAUGUGGGAGCGAAGCACUAGAUUGACCUUGAAGUAGAAAAGGUUGGCACAGUAUUGUGGGCUGAAGGGCCUAUAUUUUGUUGCGUUGUGCUAUGUUCUAUGUUCUUUAUUGACUAUCAGAUCUCCUAACUAUCUCUUCUAACAAGUGUCCUCAAUAUGUGGUGUGCCCUUGACCUCAGCAAGUUAGUUAGAAAUUAUUUGCGUUUAUCAAAUCCAUACCAGCUUUCUCUAAUCCAUCCACACAUUUCCAAAUAACUGUUAAUUCUGUCCUUGAUUAAUCCUCCAAGAAUUUUCCAUACUGUCAGUGUGCAGUGGUGUAUCCCUUCGCCCUUUUUUGAAUGGGGAUGUAACUUGCACAAAUUUUCAGUUCCCAGAAAUCAUCUCUCAAUCUACAAAUCUAUGGAAUGUUUUGGAGAAGGUCUCUUUCCUCUCAUCUUCUUAACAAACUGGAAUGGAUACCAUCAGGAGCAGGGCAUUUAUCUAUUUUCAGAGCAUUUAGAGUUUCUGGUCCUCCUUUUUAAUCAACUUUAAGGAUCUCAGUUACAUCUUCCUUUGCCUUAGCCCAGAAGCAGAUUCUGCAGUGGUUUGUGCUUUUGUCAGUGAUAUCCCCAUGUUCCUUCCAACGCUAGUUAAUCCUGAGGAUUCCCCCCCCCCACCCCCCAAGUUGAGAGAGUCAAACUUGAUUGUUGCUCAGCCAAAACAUCAAAUUCUCAAAAUCCUGCUGUUCCAUUUCUCCUCUGGCAAAAUGGAUCUCUGUCUGCUCUGUUUUCUCUAAGCCUGUCCCUCUUACCUCAGUCUUGCCUUCACUAUUUCUUGGCAAUGCUUCCAACCAGAUUUCGUGUGUGAGAUUCUCUCAUUUAUCUUCACUAUAAUCUUUUUCUUGAGUCAUUUCUGAAACCACACUUCACCAUGCUUCUUGACAUCCCUUUCAAUAUUUCUCCCCUUACCUCGACAUCAGAAUUUAUCACAAAAGCACUUUAGCAUUUUUAAGACAAUAACAAUGUAAAUACAACUUAUUGUUGUUGCUGUUGACUUGUGAUUGCAAUGUAAUCGUUUAACUGGUGGCAAUUACAGGAAGAUCUGUCCUCUGUCUGCCAAGAUUUAUUUGCUAGUUCAUGCAUUCUACAAAGAUAAAAAAAGGUCAUGGAAUUCCACAAUUAAAGCUAUUAGGAGGUCAUACUUUUCUCUAUCAUUGUAACAAUUUAAAUAAAAUUAUAUGCCAAGUUGUCUCCAACUUUCGCAUCUUCUGUUUAUUUCCAAAUUUUACAGAUAAAAUUUCACUUACUUAUAUAUGCACAUUGUGGUUCUGUUUUGUGGUUCUGU